Messenger RNA from Teleopsis dalmanni, 1845 nucleotides. RefSeq lists its product as uncharacterized. Gene Ontology annotation, biological process: proteolysis. NCBI's taxonomy places the organism in Eukaryota, Metazoa, Arthropoda, Insecta, Diptera, Diopsidae. Gene Ontology annotation, molecular function: aspartic-type endopeptidase activity. The transcript has 2 exons. The record is from RefSeq and is a predicted model, not a curated record. The coding region runs from base 1 to 1845 and encodes 614 amino acids.
AUGCAAGAGUUUUUAGCUUGUUUAGAGCUACAAUAUCAACUGAUGGAAGUUGUAGAACAUAAAGAUAAAGUGGCCAUAAAAACUAAAGCAGACCGAAAUAGAUCAUUUUCGUCGGCUGUAACAAUUCCCAAAGGAAACAACAAUUGCAAACUGUGCAAUGUAGACAGGCGCCCACUGUACCAUUGCCGUAAAUUCCUGCAAUUUUCGCCAUCUCAACGAUUGGAUUGGGUGAAAAACCAACAGCUCUGUUUCAACUGUUUCAAAAAUGAUCAUGUGGUAAACAAAUGUUUAUCAAGAAGUUGUACCAAAUGUAAUAGAAAUCAUAACACGUUGCUACAUUUGGAAGUUAACAAUCAAACAGAACAAAAUAUUCAACCUACUUCAAGUGGGUACAAUACUGCAGUUACCACAGCGACAGCAAACACAUCCACAGGUCAUCCUAAUGGAAAUACAAGUGAAGUCCGAGCAUUACUAGACUCUGGUUCGCAAGUGAACAUAGUCUCUGAGCGUCUUGUCAAAAGCCUCAAUAUAUCAAAAUCGUUAUUGUACAUAGAAGGUAUAGGAAAGGUGCAUAAAAAUUCAACGCAGCGAGUUAACAUCAAAUUUCAAUCCCUUAACUCGAGGUUCACCACAGAAGUCGAAGCGUUUGUGCUUUCAAACAUAGUUCCUCCUCAACCAAGUUCCAGCUACGAUAUUUCCAAAUGGAAGGUCCCGAACAGCAUUCAUUUAGCAGAUCCAACAUUCUUCCAACAAGGGAAAAUUGAUAUUUUACUCGGUGCGGAGUUCUAUUUCAGUCUGUUAAAAAAGGGUAAAAUCACGCUUGCUACUGGGGAUCCAGUCUUGCAAAAUUCUACACUUGGCUGGAUUGUCAGUGGCAUGGUUGCUUCAAAUACAGAUACAUCAAAAGUUUUAUGUGCAGUUUUUGGCGGUGGGGUGGAGGCUGUUGAUAAUAAUUCAUCGUUAGAAGAUGCAAUUGAACGAUUAUGGCGAAUGGAUGAGGUGAAUACAACAGAAAGGACAUUAUCCAAAGAAAAAAAAUUUUGCGAAUCUAAUUGUGUUCAGAACGUUCGUACAAAUAAAGAAGGACGUUUUGUGGUAAGGUUGCCGUUUCUGGAAAACUCAUUGACGUUAGGAGAAUCUCAAGAAACAGCUUGGAGAAGGUUUAUCAGUCUUGAACGACGACUAGCAAAAAAUGAUGUGUUUAUGGAAGAGUAUGAGCGAUUGGGUUACAUGACUGAAGUAAACCUGGAUUCCAUGUUGACUCCAACAUAUUUCAUUUCUCAUCAUUGUGUACUAAAACCAGAUAGUACAACUACUAAACUUCGAGUGGUGUUUGACGCAUCAGCUAAAACUACAUCUGGACACUCGUUGAAUGAUUUAAUGUAUAACGGACCGACAGUUCAAAGUGAACUCUUUUCAAUUUCGCUUCGUUUUAGGCGACCACGGUUUGUUCACACAGAUAUCGAGAAAAUGUAUCGUCAAGUUUUGAUAAAUCCUGAAGAUCGGCGCUAUCAACUUCUCAUUUGCAGAAGCAGUCCAAAUUCAACGAUUCGUUAUUAUCAGCUAAACACAAUUACAUAUGGGACUCGAGCAGCUCCUUACCUAGCAACAAGAUGUCUGCAAAAGAUAGCAUUUGAAAAUAAGGUGAAUUAUCCAUUAGGAGCUCAAAUCCUAUGUGACAAUUUCUACGUUGGCGAUGGGUUCGGUGGAUCAGAUAGUUUAAUUACGGCUAUUGAAGCUCAAAGACAACUAAUCCAUAUUUUGAAGAAGCAUCAUUUUUAUCUACGGAAAUGGAGCGCAAACCAUCCUCAACUUUUGAAAAACAUUUCUCAAGAUGAUCAAUAG